Panicum virgatum (switchgrass) is the source of this 3476-nucleotide messenger RNA. Its product is annotated as disease resistance protein RGA5-like. The record is from RefSeq and is a predicted model, not a curated record. Gene Ontology annotation, biological process: defense response to other organism. The transcript is spliced from 3 exons. Lineage: Eukaryota; Viridiplantae; Streptophyta; Magnoliopsida; Poales; Poaceae. The coding region runs from base 128 to 3061 and encodes 977 amino acids. Gene Ontology annotation, molecular function: ADP binding.
ACGGACCAAUUACAUCCAACCACUCUCCCGAGUCCUACCGUUGACCCAGCCUCAUCCCCGGGUUGGGGGGCACGUCGAUCGACAUCCACAGAUCGAAAUCCGGGGCAGGGCGGCGCCGGCGAGCAAGAUGGGCGCGUUGUCCGUGUCCGUGGUGGUGGAUGCGGUAAUGAGGAAGCUCGGCGCGCUGCUGGGGCAGGAGUACGUGCUGCUCUCCGGCGUCCGCCACAACGUCCGCUUCCUCGAGGCCGAGCUAAGAAGCAUGCGCGCCGUGAUCUACCAUCGCGAGUCCCUCGACGAGCAGGAUGCCCUGUUCUGGCACUGGAUCGACCUCGUCCGCGAGCUCGCCUACGCCGUAGAGGACUGGGUCGACCUGUUCACCAUCCGUGUCGAUGCUGCCGCCGUCAUCUGGGGCAACCCCUCCUUCAGGUCCCAUUCCCAAGGGUGGUUUCGCAGCCCUGCGCGCAAGAUGACAACACUCCCCUCCCGCCGCGUCAUGUCCAGCGAGCUUCAGGAACUAAAGAAGCGUUUCACGGAGAUAGCAGAGCGGCGAGAGCGCUACAAGCAGGUCGCCGCCCCCCUCCCCGCCAAGCUAUCGGUUGUUAAUCCCCGCCUUCCCGCGCUCUACCAAGAUAUUGACAGACUUGUCGGCCUGGCCAGGCCGAUGGAAGAAGUGACCAAGAUGGUUAUCGAAUCUGGGGGCAAGGCUGAGCUCAAGACCGUCUCCAUCGUCGGCAUGGCCGGAUCCGGGAAGACGACGCUCGCCAAUGCGGUGUACAUGCGGCUCAGAGAGGAGAACUGCUUCCAGUGUCACGCGUUCGUCUCUGUCGGACAGAAGCCAGACCUCAAGAAGACUCGCAUGCACUUGCUCUCGAUGCUCGACAACGUGCACCAACAGUUAGAUGGGGACAUUACUACGACAGGCCUCAUCGUGCGGCUCAGACACAUACUGGAGAAGAAAAGAUACCUUAUUGUGGUUGAUGAUUUAUGGACGAAGGAACAUUGGCAACGCAUAAAGUGUUGUUUCCCAGAGAACUCUCUUGGUAGUAGGAUAGUCACCACAACAAGGAAAGCUGCAUUGGCAGCCGAAUGUUCUUCCAGUUCAAGCGAUUGCAUUUACAACAUCGGGCUUCUUAGUGAAGUGGACUCUAAAAAGUUAGUACUGAAUGGAGCCUUCGGUUGUGAGCAUGAUGAUUAUCCUCAACAUUUGGAGGACGUUUUCCCCAAAAUUAUAAAAAGAUGUGGUGGCCUGCCUCUUGCUUUAGUUACUCUAGCAUCCAUGUUAGCAGACCAGUAUUCAAACGAUAAAUGGGACACACCUAUUGGAUGGAGAUGGUUAUCACAUCCAGAUGCAGAACAGAUGAUGCAGACAAUUACUCUUAGCUACAACAAUCUACCACUACAUCUCAAGACAUGUCUGCUGUAUCUAAGCACAUUUCCUGUGAACAAAAAGGUUGACAUAGACCGGUUGGUGAGGCGAUGGAUUGCGGAAGAAUUCAUCUUAAUGGGGCAUGGGGCAAGUGUGGAGGAAACAGCAAGAAUCUACCUGGAUGAGCUCAUUAGUGUGAACAUGGUACAGCCAUUGCUUCUGAACAAGGAUGGCGUAAUGAAUUGCAGGCUUCACCCCGUGAUCCAUGAUUUCCUUGUCUGUAAAUCCAUGGAUGAGAGCUUUAUGACAAUGGUCGAUGCAGAGCAUAAAGAUGUCCCAUCCAACGUCAGCACUAUCCGUCGGCUAUGUCUGCAAAGCAGCAGCAGGCAAAACCAAGACCUGGCACGGAAUGGCUCUACGAACUUAUCACGUGCUCGCUCAAUCGUCAUUAGCCAGGCCAGCACUACGCCUCACUUGACUGAUCUGAGAGUGGUGCGUGUUCUGGACCUCGAAGGAUAUGAUGGGAUAGUAUGCCUUGAUGGCCUGGACAAACUUCUGCUUCUGAGGUACUUGAGCCUCAGAGGCACUAACGUCAGUGAGCUCCCGGAGACACUUGGGGAGUUAAGGUGCCUACAGACACUAGAUGUGAGAUCCACAAAGGUGAAACAGCUGCCUCGCAGCAUUCUGAGGCUACAACAUACUUUGAUGGCUCUUCUCGUUGGUGGUGAAGAAAUGGUUAAUUCGAUUGAAACAACAAGGAUGCCAAAUGAUAUCUGGCAGUUGCGCAAGCUAGAGAAUCUGGCCACUGUUGAUUUAAGGGUGCAACAUGUCAACUUUGUUGAAGAUCUCGGUGCUCUAGAAAGUUUAAGAGUGAUUACAAUAACAUGGUAUUUUCACCAGUGUAGUGACGGACCUCACUGUAAAGAAUUGUUAUCAUCCAUCCAAAAGUGGAGGAAGCUCAAGUCUCUGACCAUUCACUGUGGACUCGGCUGCUCCAUGGAGUUCUUAGGCUUCCUGUCUGAUCCACCUCAGGAGCUUGAGAAGUUCAAGGUUACAGUGGGAAGAUUUGCCUAUGUUCCCGCAUGGAUCAACGGACUCGUAUCUCUGUAUUUCCUGCAAAUCACCAUAUGCAAAAUAGGGACAGAUGAUCUGGACAUACUCAGAACCUUACCAAAAUUGCAGCUCCUGAUACUAGGCUUGGACUUUGUUCCUAGCGAAGCUAUAGUGAUUGAAACUGAGGGGUUUAGUGAGCUUUUGACACUCUCAGUCAAUUGCCCUGCGCCGUGGCUCACUUUUGGGACAGGAGCUAUGCCAAAGCUCACACAUCUUCAACUGGAGUUCUGCUCAGGUUCAGCAAUGCAAGAGAGUGUUCCUGAUGGUAUCGGCAACCUCCAAAGUCUCACGGAGGUAGCCCUCCUUUACAACCAGAACUGGUGUGCUAAUAGCUCUAGUGUCAUAAGGACAGUUGAUGCUGUGAAAAGGCAGGUUGCCAAGCAUCGCAAUCAGAUCAACCUCGUCAUCAACGAUGCUAAAGUUGAUGUCGUCCAAGAGGUUGAUGAGGAGACUGAGAGCACAGUCGAAAUUCAGAGCAGCAUUGUUCAGGUUCAGCAAGUUGGCGAGGAAGUAGUGAGGACAACAGUAGAGACUUGGGGUGAAAUUGAAGAAGUUGAAGGUGAUAACAUUAACCACGCAUAGCUCUCAAGACAAGGAAUGGUGACCCCCAAAGAGGCAUCAGUUGCCGAAAUGAAAGGAGUACACUGCUUCAGUUCAGGUGGAGAUGAGAACAAAGAGUUGCAGGCACUGAUGCUGUUGGCCACUUGCAUCCAUGUCGCCGUGUCCGAUGAUCUACAUUUGCUUGGUCACUCCGUGUUUAUGUUUUCCGUAUCCAAUUGCCGUCUGUGUGUUUGUUUAUGUUGUUGAUUGUAACCAGUAUGUUGUUGGUCCUGUGUGGAAGGAACUCGGUAGCUCUUCUAGUUUCAUCCGGAAGGAAGUUUGCAAGUUCCACAGAGGACGCCUAAGAUUCAGACACUGCACUAUGUGCAUUCAACUCUGUUUCGGAUUGCUUGUAAUAAGGGACUAGCCGUGGUAAUGCAAGAGCCGUCUUGUGAAA